This is a messenger RNA of Lampris incognitus (smalleye Pacific opah), 3375 nucleotides long. It is a transcript of the gene mtmr7a, whose product is annotated as myotubularin related protein 7a. Bases 155 to 2116 code for a protein of 653 amino acids. The record is from RefSeq and is a predicted model, not a curated record. Gene Ontology annotation, molecular function: phosphatase activity. Gene Ontology annotation, biological process: dephosphorylation. The transcript is spliced from 14 exons. Lineage: Eukaryota; Metazoa; Chordata; Actinopteri; Lampriformes; Lampridae.
AAUCACCCCAGGUUCACCAAAGAAUAAUCGUAAUGUCAGUCCAUAAGGCCUGUUUUCGUACGAGAAUCAACACUAGGUUGGGUUAAGUUUGCCACGUUUGUUUAUACGAUAGAUUACGAAGUCGCUGGGUCAUUCGUUCAUCUGUCAGCUGGUUAUGGAGCACAUCAGACUACCCAAGGUGGAACAUGUCAGACUCAUUGACAGGAUUUCGACCAGGAGGUCCAGUCUGGGCACGCUGUACCUGACAGCCACCCACACCAUCUUUGUAGAGAACGAGACGGAGAUGCGCAGUGAAACAUGGGUGCUUCACAGUUUGGUGUGCAGCGUGGAAAAACAAGCCACCACAACCACUGGAUGUCCACUGCUCAUUCACUGCAAAAACUUCCAGAGUCUUCAUUUUCUCCUUCCUUUGGAGAGGGAUUGUCAUGAUGUGCAAGUGUCCCUGCAGCGACUCUCUCAGCCAGAGCACUACGAGGAGCUGUAUUGCUUCUCUUAUAACCCCAACACAAACAAGGAAAAGAAACAGCAGGAGUGGGACUUCUUGGACCUCAAGGCUGAUUACAACCGGCAGGGAAUACCGAACUCUCUGUGGAAGCUGUCAUCCGUUAAUAAAGACUACAAGGUGAGUGACACUUACCCUGCAGACCUCUACGUACCUAAAUCGGCCACACGCCCGGUCAUUGUUGGGAGCUCCAAAUUUCGAAGCAGAGGCAGAUUUCCCACCCUGUCGUACUACUGCAAGGACAAGCAAGCUGCCAUCUGCCGUAGCAGCCAGCCUCUGUCGGGCUUCAGCGCGCGCUGCCUGGAGGACGAACAGAUGCUGGAGGCCAUAAUGAAGUCCAACCCCUGCAGCGACUUCAUGUAUGUGGUGGACACCAGACCCAAGCUGAAUGCGAUGGCAAACCGGGCUGCAGGGAAAGGCUAUGAAAACGAGGACAACUACUCCAACAUCAAGUUUCAGUUCAUCGCCAUCGAGAACAUCCAUGUCAUGAGGAACAGCCAACAAAAAAUGAUAGAAGUGUGUGAGCUGCGUUCCCCCUCCAUGUCGGACUUCCUAGAGGGCUUGGAGAGCUCAGGCUGGCUGAAACACAUCAAAGCUGUCUUAGAUGCUGGUAUCUUUGUCACUAAGGCUAUUGCUGAGGAGGGUGUCAGUGUCCUGGUUCACUGCUCAGAUGGUUGGGAUCGUACUGCCCAGGUGUGUUCAGUGGCCUGUGUGCUGCUGGACCCUUACUACAGGACGCUCAAAGGCUUCAUGGUUCUCAUUGAGAGGGACUGGGUCUCGUUCGGACACAAGUUCUCACACAGAUGUAACCACCUGGAUGGAGACCCGAGGGAGGUGUCCCCCAUCGUCGAUCAGUUCCUAGAAUGUGUGUGGCAGCUGACGGAGCAGUUCCCCUGCGCUUUUGAGUUCAACGAGAGGUUCCUCAUCACCAUUCACAACCACAUCUACUCCUGCCAGUAUGGCAACUUCAUUGGCAACUGCCGGCGCGAGAGGAUGGAGCUGGGACUGAAAGAGAAGACCCAUUCUCUGUGGACGUACCUGUGGAAGAAGCGGACCGACUACAUCAACCCCCUGUACAGGCCCGACCAAAGCCAGACUCAAGGUGUUCUCCGUCCCUCUACUGCCCCCUACUGUUUCAAGUUCUGGAGAGCACUGUACAACCGCUUUGACAGAGGGAUGCAUCCUCGCCAGUCUGUUGGAGAUUACCUGAUGGCCAUCCAAGAGGAGACCCAGCAGCUAGAAGAGCAGCUGGCCUCCCACAAAGAGAAAAUAACCAAGUUGGAGAAGGAGCAGGGGUGGAGGGCUGAUGUGAAAGCAGCCACCUUCGAUAGAAGCCCUGCUGGGUGGACCCCUCCCUCUGGUAACAGCCUGGCUUUGGCCAACACCCCUCAAGACUAUGCCGGGGGAUUCAUUACCAGCAGCCCUUGUCAGCAGAGGGCACCAGAGAACAGCUUGCUCGUGCUACCCGAGGACCUGAGAAAAACCUCUGACCCCAACCUCUCCAUCAAUAGUGACCAAGAGUCCGGUGUUGCGGACCUCAGCUGCCGUUCGCCCCUCAGCGAGGAUAGCUCCAGAGACCCAGACUCUGAUGAAGCUGCCUACUCUGCUGCCUGAGUAAGGGUAGCGCUGAUGAGACCAAAGGGUGAGGGGAGGUGUAUAGCAUCUGCAGCUGUCGAAAGGGCCAUUGAACAAUGAGUGAACUACUGAAACUUCUGGAAAACGAUGAGCCAUUUGAAAGUGUGUAUGUGUGUGCGUGCAUGCAUGUGUGCAUGUAUGCAUACAUGUGUGAAUGUGCUUUUUAUUUCGGGUACUACUUAAAACUGAUUAGUCUUUUGUACUCUGCAGACAUUCAUUUUGCCUUUUUUUUUCCAAGGUCAUGCAAGGAAAAUUGUUUUAGGUCUGCCACGCAGCGGCAGGCUGUUUGGGUUUAGCAAUUGACCUGACUUGGCUUGCGCCACUCGCUCCAUGUGACCACAAAAGUUGAUUUUGUCCCGGUACAGUAUAUACAGUGCUCCACGUGAAAAGGAUGCAGUUUCCAGCAGCAAAGAAGGCGUAUUUAAACAGAAGGUUUAAAUAUUACACUGUGUCAACAACGAAAUCAAGUAACCUGACUUGCCUCCAUAGCUACCCCUUCUAGAGAGUUCAGUUAUAUUUCCCGAGUUAUUGCAUGCUGAACUGUAACUGAGGCUCACUGUUUUAUAGCAGGGACUUUAGACUCCACACAUCACGUCAGGUUACGAAUGUAGACCAACGGUUAAAAUGUGUGUUUACAUGUCACACGUGUGCAUAUGAUUUCAGAUGUUCAAAUCUCUCUAUGCCUAAAUAUCUAGCACUUUUGAUGGGACACCUUUGUCAAACCGAAUUCAUGGCAAUGGGAACCCGUAGUCCUCUUGUACAACUGUUAUAAUCGUGCAUCCUGUAAAUAGCAGGACUCCUGUACGCCUAGACAGCAGAAAACAAGAGACAAGAACAUGUGAGGACAUAGACAUACUUUUGCUUGGGGCAGCAGAUAGUUGUUUGUCUUUCUGAAUAUCUGUAGCAACCAUGCAUUCUCGCUCUCUCUUUCUCUCUGUAACUGUAGAACAACACUAAAAGGCAUGAAGAAGCUGGCCAUUGGUCACAUUCAAUGUAUUUCAUGUAUUCAGGUCACUAAGUAAAGCAUGUUUAGGUAUUUUUGUACGGUGUCCAUAUCCUCUUGCCGUUUGUAAUCCGGCUGUACUGCAUGUUACUUUAUUUACAUCUAGAGGGCCUUAUGUUUUGUCAUGAAAACAUAUAUAUUUUGAAUGAAACAGUUAUAUGUGACUGAAAUAAUUUGUUCAAAUGGUCGAGAUGCCAAAUUUGUUCUGAAUGUGAUAUAUUGCAAACCAUGUAGG